GAUGGCGCAACUGACAGCUCGUACAGUUCUGUCAUCGCUUUCAAAGCGCACAUUGAUGCCUGCUGUUGUCUCACGUCGUUCGCUGGCUACUGAGGCUUCACCUGAAGAUUAUGGUUACUACCCAGACCCUCUAGAGCACGCCACGGGUCGUGAGAAGAAAAUGCUCCUAGCGCGUCUUGCAGGAGACGAUCGCUACGAGCCGAAAGUAUAUUAUCGUGCUGAAACGUCCACGAAAGAAAGGCCUAAUCUUGUCCCAUCACACUUUCCCGACAGGAUUGUAGGAUGCAUGUGCGAACCUGAUUCUGGA
Messenger RNA from Haemonchus placei, 307 nucleotides. The record is from the annotation of a GenBank genome assembly. Lineage: Eukaryota; Metazoa; Nematoda; Chromadorea; Rhabditida; Trichostrongylidae.